Molecule: messenger RNA, 786 nt
Organism: Amphimedon queenslandica
Lineage: Eukaryota; Metazoa; Porifera; Demospongiae; Haplosclerida; Niphatidae
Exons: 3
Coding region: 210-707 (165 amino acids)
Molecular function (GO): protein binding
Source: RefSeq, a predicted model, not a curated record
CACCUCAAAAGAGGAAACUGACCUCAACAGUUGAGACAUUUUCCUUUUCAUCAGCUCGCUGGUCCUCUCACCUAACAAGAGGCACUCCUCCAUUAGGAGUUAAUGGCUACUCCUGUACCACAUUUCGUUCUAAUAUUUAUUAUUAUGCUGGCUACUGUGGUCAUGAUGAUUGUUGCCACAGCAGUUUAAAUGUACUAAAUACACUGACCAUGAGCUGGACUCAAUUGCAUCCUAAUGAUGAGUCCAUGAUGAAGAAAGCCUAUGCUGGAAUGCUAUCACUGGAAUUUGAAGGAACUGACUAUCUUUUCAUGGUCGGAGGGUUAGAUACUACACCAGCUUUCAAACAUCCUCAGUUUCAUUAUGAUCAGCUUAAGGAUGGACGUUUUCUUACUAAUGAACAGUUACUUUAUAAUCUAUCUAAUGGACAAUUCACUGUUCCAUCUGUCAGUGGACAGUGUUGCCCACCAACUAGUGAAUUUGUAAUCAACAAAAUGAAUCAAUAUAAUGGAAUAAUGUUUGGAGGAACAUUAACUAUUGAUGGUUUUAAUACAGAGACUAAUAAUGUGUACUUAUUUAAUGUGACACAUUAUACAAUACAUUGGGAGAGUAUUAAAAAAGGAUCAAUAUCUGGUGAGGGACUCUGGCCUAAGGAGAGAUUUAAUCAUGCUAGUGCAUUAUCAAUGGUUACUCUAGCUCACCUGCACUAGUAGUGAUUGGUUGAAUGGAUCAUAACAAUCAACUAGUGACUGAAUGUUUAUUAUUUGAUGAUAUCACUACUGGUCAGUU